Molecule: messenger RNA, 597 nt
Organism: Acanthosepion pharaonis
Lineage: Eukaryota; Metazoa; Mollusca; Cephalopoda; Sepiida; Sepiidae
Source: the annotation of a GenBank genome assembly
AUGACAGUCCCAGACAGUGACGGAGCUGCAAGUCCUGGUCAAACUUCCGUCUUCAACACGAUAAACGUUCACGUUUGGUUCUCACAACUGAGCGCAAUAUUUCGGACAAAGAGAAUCCAGUCACAGAACGCUUGUUUCGCUUAUGUAGUCGAGAAACUACCUCCCAACAUCGCAUCGGUGGUUUCCGAUUUAUUUGAUAAUAUCCCAACAGAGAACCCAUUCGACGUUCUGAAAGAAGCCAAUUGUAUAAAGGACCGGAAAGUAAAGUUUGAACGACGAAUUAACGACCUGUUUAACACACUGCAACUUGACCAGAACAAACCAACCCAACUUCUUCGUAAGAUGAAAAACCUUCUGGGUAACAACACCAUGUCAAAGACCUUGCUACGGAAACUCUGGCUAGACAAGCUGCCAACCCACACCGCACAGAUUUUGGCAACGCUUCCUGAGGACUUGGACCUAAUACGAGUGGCUGAAAUAGCCGAUAGAAUCGUAGAGGCAAGGACCCUUAACAACAUCCAUAUUUUCUCGGCUGACAGCAGACCCCCGUUACGAUACGCUAAAGAAAAUGUCCAUGCAACUGGAGCGACUGAGUAG